Molecule: messenger RNA, 1264 nt
Organism: Sesamum indicum (sesame)
Lineage: Eukaryota; Viridiplantae; Streptophyta; Magnoliopsida; Lamiales; Pedaliaceae
Product: patatin-like protein 1
Biological process (GO): lipid metabolic process
Molecular function (GO): monoacylglycerol lipase activity; glycerophospholipase activity
Source: RefSeq, a predicted model, not a curated record
AUGGAAGGAAAUUAUUCAUCAGAGUUGCAAAACCUGCAGCCUCCAAACAAGGGCAAUCUCAUUACAAUCCUCAGCAUUGAUGGUGGAGGUGUAAGAGGAAUCAUCCCUGCAGUCUUACUUGCUUACCUUGAAUCCCAACUUCAGGAAUUGGAUGGUGAAGAUGUAAGAAUUGCGGAUUAUUUCGAUGUAAUAGCAGGAACAAGCACAGGUGGUCUUGUGACGACGAUGUUAACGGCUCCUGAUACGAACAAUCGCCCUCUUUAUGCUGCAAAGGACAUCGUUCCUUUUUAUUUGGAGCAUUCGCCUAAAAUUUUUCCUCAGCCAAGAGGGCCGUUUGCAGGGUUGAUAAGUAUGAUGAGGGGCUUUCAUGGGCCAAAAUAUGAUGGGAAGUAUCUUCAUAGUCUGACGAGGGAGAUGUUGGGCAAUACGAGGUUGCAUCAGACCUUAACCAAUGUUGUUCUUACAACCUUUGAUAUCAAGAAACUUCAACCUGCCAUCUUCAGUUCCUAUACGGCACCAGAGGACUCUACAAUGGAUGCCUUACUAUCAGACAUAUGCAUCAGCACCUCAGCUGCACCGACUUUCCUUCCUCCCCAUUACUUUGAGAACCAAGGUGCAAAAUUCAACCUCAUAGAUGGUGGCAUUGUAGCUAACAACCCGACAUUGGUUGCCAUUUCGGAGGUGACAAGAGAGGUGUCCAAUGAGAAUCCUGAUUUAUUUCCAAUAAAGCCAAUGGAUUUUGGUCGUUUUCUUGUCAUAUCGUUAGGGACGGGAGCCAGGAAGAAUGAAGAGACGUAUGACGCUAGACGUGCUGCACAUUGGGGGGUCGUCCGAUGGUUGUACGUAAAUCCAAGCCCAUUGCUGAAAGCAUAUAACCAAGCAAAUGCAGACAUGGUUGAUUUUCACAAUGCUGUGGUUUUUCAGGCACUUCAUUCGCAACACAAUUAUCUCCGCAUUCAAGAUGAGACCUUGACGGGGGACCUAAGCUCAAUGGACAUAGCAACAAAGGAGAACUUGGAAAAUCUGGUAAAAGUUGGCGAAGAGCUCUUGAAAAAACCAGUUGCAAGGAUGAAUUGCCAAACAGGAGCCUAUGAACCUAUUGAGAAUGGUGGAACCAAUAUGGAUGCACUGAAAGAGUUCGCAAAGUUACUUUCUGAAGAAAGAAAAGUGCGGCUGUCCAACUUAAAUUCUGCUCCAUGAAUAUUCUCUAUGAUUCUGGGCCGAAUUUUUUAUUGCAAUUUAUAUCGCAUGUGUUAUUUUAUUU